Messenger RNA from Rhododendron vialii, 2160 nucleotides. RefSeq names its product protein POLAR-like 1. Bases 103 to 1356 code for a protein of 417 amino acids. The record is from RefSeq and is a predicted model, not a curated record. NCBI's taxonomy places the organism in Eukaryota, Viridiplantae, Streptophyta, Magnoliopsida, Ericales, Ericaceae. Gene Ontology annotation, biological process: asymmetric cell division. The transcript has 5 exons.
CUCUCACAUUAAACCCACCGCUAACACUUUUUUCAAACUUCAUCUCUCUCUCUCUCUCUCUCUCUAAAACCCCCCAAACCUGUUGCUCCAAAAUCACCCACAAUGUGGCAACUCCUGUUAGCUGCAGCCGUAGCAGGAUCCGGCUUCUUCGCAAACCGCUUCCUAAACCCUCCCUAUCCACCAGAAUCCGAUUCGAAACCUGAUCCGUCCGAAGAUCAACAAAAUUUCACCACUCCUUUAAAGAAGCAAUCCCAAGCUUCUUCAACGGCACUCGUUGAUUGCGACGGGUCGGUGUUUAGGUUUUCGAGUCCGGGUUCACGGUCCGGGUCCGGUUCGAAGAAUUUGCGGAGGAAGAAGUCGGAUAAGAGCGCUGGGAGUGAAAAGAAGUCGGACGGAAAAUGUGGGGGUUUGGAUUGCAGUAGGAGUGCGAGGAAAUUCGCCGUUUGCGUAAAGAAGAGAAGAACUAGCAGGAGUGCAACUGGCAAAUGCGUAUCUUGUUCUUCCAAAGACAACUCAGUUUUCAGUUGGGGACUUGGCGUUGGACUCAUGUAUAUGAUGUCUACUGGGAAGGCCGAAAUUGGUAGGCUGAACACAGCAAUGGAUGAGACUGCAAAAGUUGUUCAAGAACUAAAAACUGAACUCCACAAAAGGAAAUCAUCACGUAGUCUGCAAUUUUCCAGUUCUACAAAUACCAGUGCAAAGCUAGACAUAAUUGGUGGCAGAAAUAGCAAUCCAGUAUCAGAGUCUAGCGCUGAGAACAGAGACAACGUCCACGAUUCUGGUUUCCUUUUAACUGAAGAAGGUGGAUCUGCAAGUAGUGUUCUUACAGACGAGCCACGACAAGAGGUGGUGGAAAUGGAUCGUUUGGAAGCAGAGCUUGAGUCUGAACUGCAAAAGCUUCCUUGGUGCUCCACGGAAGCUUCUGGUGCUGAUGGAAGGAUAUCAGAUAUUUGUGAGAUUGAUACUUCUGUUGAAGGAUUUUGCAAGCCAGGUGACCAGGAUUCCAGUUCUUAUCAUUUGAGUGGUGUGUUGCCAUCUGAACUGGAUCAGAAACUUUGCCAUUUGCUCAUCGAACAGCAAGAGAGCCAGAUUGUGGACUUAGAGUCUGAACUGAAUCAGGCCCAAUCAAAACUUCAUGGGAAAGAAGCUGAACUCCAAGCAUUGAAGGACUGCGUUAGGCGCCUUACUGAACUUUCUCUAGCAAAUAUCUCAGAUGAAGAAACUGAAGUCCAUGUGGAAGAAGAGAGUCUGAAAGAUGGGGAUUACAAUAACAAGAUGCCACUUGAAUCACAAAGGUCAGUGGUCGGAAUGAAAAGAGCGAUGGACUUCCAAUCAUACAGUUGUCACGUAAAAUGAUGCUCUAAUCUAUACAAGCUAGUGGUUAAGCGCAAGCACUUUGCCGGAGGUCAAGUAUCAUUGUCGAACACUUACCGGACACCCUCAGGACACACGGUCAACCCUCAAACCAAAAAUGUCCCAUUUUUUCUCCAUGGUUUUGCAUUUGGACACUCUGCAGACACUCUAGAUUGUGCUCUGGACACCUUAGAAUGCUGUCCAGACACUCUAUGGACACUUCACCGGAGUGUUAGGUGUUGGGGGUUUAACAUAGUAGACUUUAGUUAAACUUAGAAAGAACGUCUUUGGUGUGAUUGAUGACGGUCAUUGAAUAUAAAUGUGAAUGAAUAAUAAAACACUUUUUUUUUGCGACAUUUCUGUGAAUGAUGCACUGAUUAUGGCGAAAAAGGCAUGUAUGAUAUUUUAAUUAUAAAUGAAGAUUUUUGUGUAACAUAAUACAAAUAUUUCUUUUAAUGUGUCCCCAACGUGUCGUGUCCACCAAUUCUUUCGCGUCGGAAUAUCGAUGUUCGUGUCUGUGGUUCAUAGCUUAUCUCUUGGUCAAGAUCGGGUUUUGAAAAGGAGUCCAAAACCUUGGUUGACUUUUUAUUUUUUGGUUGGGAGAGAGAAACUAAAAGCUACUGCCAGUUGACCGGCACAAGCUUAACACUGAAUUAAUCAGUACACUCGAGGAAUGGAAUUACAAAAUUGAUUGAAGUUGGUUUGAAGGCUCUAGGGGUAAUCCUGGAAAAAAUGUAAUGUGUAAGGUCGGUGGAGUGAUAGUGGUUACAGUUGCACAGAGAGGGAAAAAAGGUCCAUGGUGGGGGG